AUGUUUCAAAAACAAGAGAGGCACAAGUGGAAGACCAUGUUCAGAUAUGUCGUAGUGGGUUCUGUCUUCAUCAGUAUUACUCUGCUGUACUGCCUUUCAAAACUACUGGCCAACAUCGAUCCACCAGAACUCCCAUUGCCUCACUCAUGUGCUCCUCAACCAGACCAAGAUGCAAGCAACUCGCAACAGAACAAAAACAUCUGUGUCCCUAAAGUUGACAUCAUGUUUCUAAAGACCCAUAAAACUGGUAGCAGCACUUUACUCAACAUUUUGUUUCGCUUUGGAGAGAAGAAUAAGCUGAAAUUUGCCUUCCCCAGUAGCAGAAAUGACUUCCUCUACCCCUCACCUUUCCAUCACAUGUACGUUCAUGACUACACACCUGGAAUGUGUUACAACAUAAUGUGUAAUCACAUGCGUUUCAAUGCCCCCGAGGUGUCGAAAGUGCUGCCUAAAGAUACAUUCUACAUCACCAUCCUGCGAGACCCAGCAGAACUCUUUGAGUCAGCCUUUCAUUACUAUGGCCCUACUGUCCCGCUGAUCAUGAAGAUGCCAGGUAAAAACAAGAUGUCAGAGUUCCUGCGUGAUCCUGACCGUUACUUCAUCCCAGAUGGAUUCAACUCUUUCUACUUGAAGAACCUACUGUUCUUUGACUUUGGGUGGGACAGCACCCUGGAUCCAGAUGAUCCACAUGUGGAGGAGAGCAUCAGGCUCAUUGCUGAGCAAUUUCACUUGGUCAUGCUAAUGGAGUACUUUGAGGAAUCACUCAUCCUGUUCAAAGAUACUCUAUGCUGGGAUGAUCUCCUUUUCUUCAAACUUAACUUCCGCAAGGAAUCUACUGUAUCCAGUCUGACACCAGAGCUGAGGAGAAAAGCCCUGGAGUGGAAUGCUAUUGACUGGAAGCUCUAUAUGCAUUUUAACUUCACCUUCUGGAAGAAGGUGGAGUCAUAUGGAAGGAAGCGUAUGGAAAUGGAUGUCGCAGAGCUCAGGAGGAGGAAUGCACACAUGGUGGAUAUCUGUAUUAAAGGAGGUCAUGCUGUUGAAGCAGAACGCAUCGAUGACGCAGCCCUGCAGCCAUGGCAGCCCAGUAAAGAGAAGUCCAUCAUGGGAUACAACUUGAAAGAUAAUAUAAACAAAUCCUACUAUCAGAUAUGCCAAAGGAUGAUAACUCCAGAAAUUCAAUAUCUCUCAGACUUGGGAGUUAACCUGUGGCUCACUAAGCUGUGGGGACUGUUAAAAAAUAUUCUGAACCUGUGA
Mugil cephalus (flathead mullet) is the source of this 1254-nucleotide messenger RNA. Its product is annotated as galactosylceramide sulfotransferase-like. Gene Ontology annotation, biological process: myelination; galactosylceramide biosynthetic process. The transcript has 2 exons. Gene Ontology annotation, cellular component: membrane. Gene Ontology annotation, molecular function: galactosylceramide sulfotransferase activity. The coding region runs from base 1 to 1254 and encodes 417 amino acids. The record is from RefSeq and is a predicted model, not a curated record. NCBI's taxonomy places the organism in Eukaryota, Metazoa, Chordata, Actinopteri, Mugiliformes, Mugilidae.